Molecule: messenger RNA, 849 nt
Organism: Macroventuria anomochaeta
Lineage: Eukaryota; Fungi; Ascomycota; Dothideomycetes; Pleosporales; Didymellaceae
Exons: 2
Coding region: 1-849 (282 amino acids)
Molecular function (GO): FMN binding
Source: RefSeq, a predicted model, not a curated record
AUGUCGACCACCGCACCCGCAGCCUCGACGCUUCCCCAAGCACCAUGGAAGCAGCUCUUCAGCAAGCACUUGGGCGAGAUGAAGCCUCCCCAAUUCGUCCUAGGUACUCUCGAUAAAGCCACCGAGGGCUCACCUGUCGAAUACGUACCUCGUGUGCGAUAUUGCAUCUUCAGAGGCUUCUGGGCUGAGCUGCCAGAGAACAAGCACAACGAUGCCGAGCGCAACCCCGAGCUCUAUCACAGCGACUGUCCGACUUUUACAACAGAUGUGCGCAUGGAGAAGGUUGGACAGAUCUUCAAGACAAGUGCUGGGCACGCGGAGAGUGACGACCAGGUCCAGGGCAGCGGCGGCGGAGGUCCAGUCGAGGCGGUCUGGUGGGUUGAGGGCGAGACUCAGACACAAUGGCGUGUCGCAGGCAAGGCAUACGUGGUCGCCGAUGACAUUGAGGGCUCUGAGGAGAGCAGCGGUGUCAGGACGGUCAAGAGCGAGGUUGGCAAGAGGAUGAGGGCGCUCAAGGAGGGUGGAGAGAACGAGUGGAGCUGGCAAAGGGAGCUCACAGGGUUUUUUGGCAACCAGUCUCCUGCUAUCAAGGGCUCUUUCAAAAACCCUCCACCAGGCCAGCCCGUAACUGCACCUUUUGACAAGGAGUGCCUUCAGCUUGGCUCAAAGGCAGACGACCUCCACGAUGAGGUUGCAAGGAAGAACUUCCGCCUCGUGGUCAUCGUUCCAGACGUCGUCGAGCAGACCGACCUUAGCGACCCAGAGAAGGCAAGGCGAUUCAGAUACACCAGGAACGGCGAGACAGCGCGGCACAACGCCGGCUGGAGGACAGAGGAGCUGUGGCCGUAG